This is a messenger RNA of Nicotiana tabacum (common tobacco), 3043 nucleotides long. Its product is annotated as pentatricopeptide repeat-containing protein At2g22410, mitochondrial-like. The record is from RefSeq and is a predicted model, not a curated record. Gene Ontology annotation, biological process: RNA modification. Gene Ontology annotation, molecular function: protein binding; RNA binding. Lineage: Eukaryota; Viridiplantae; Streptophyta; Magnoliopsida; Solanales; Solanaceae.
AUAAGCCCGAAAUAGUCCCUUAAGUCCUUCAACAAAAGAACUGUUGCAGAAUCAAUGAACAACACUCACCUCUUUCCUUCUUCUUAUGAAAUUCCCACACUUUCCAUUCAUAAAAAAAAUCCAAUCUUUCCCUCACUUUCACAAGCUAUUAUUUUCCUCACAACCAAAAUGGAACUCAAACCAAAACCCAAAUCUUGUAAUCACCCACCCAACUCUUAUCCUCAUAGAAUCUUGCAAGUCAAUAUCACAACUAAAGCAAAUUCAAGCCAAAAUGAUACACACUGGCAUAAUUUCUCACAUUUUUCCAAUCAGUAGACUAAUAUCCUUUUGUGCUUUGGAUGUUAAUGGUGAUAUACACUAUGCAAAUUCUUUGUUUUCUGAAAUUAAUGAACCCAAUGUGUAUAUUUGGAAUACUAUGAUUAGGGGUUAUGUUAAAAAUCAGCUCUUUGAAAAGGGUUUUUGGGUUUUUAGGAGAAUGGUAAGGGAAAAUGUUGAAAUGGAUAAAAGAAGUUAUGUUUUUGUGUUGAAAGGGUGUAGGGUUUUGGAGGGGGUGGGGGGUUCAGUGCAGUGUAGGAUUUGGAAAGUUGGAUUCUUGAAUGAUUUGAUUGUGAGGAAUGGUUUGAUUCAUUUUUAUGGAGAGAGCGGGAAAGUUGUCGAUGCCCGGAAGGUGUUUGAUGAAAGUCCUGUGAGGGAUGUGGUUACCUGGACUAGCUUGAUUGAUGGGUAUGUGAAGAGGAAUAUGGUUGAUGAGGCGUUGGGGUUGUUUGAGUUGAUGUGUUCAAAUGGUGUUGAGUUUAAUGAUGUUACGUUGAUAACGGUGUUUUCUGCGUGUUCGUUGAAGGGGGAUUUGAGUUUGGGGAAAUCGAUUCAUGAACUCGUGGAGAAAAGGGGUGUGAAAUGCAGUCUUAAUUUGAUGAAUGCCGUAUUGGAUAUGUAUGUGAAGUGUGGUUGUUUGCCUAUGGCUAAAGAGAUUUUCGAUAAGAUGGAAAUAAAGGAUGUCUUUUCGUGGACAAGUAUGAUCCACGGUUAUGCCAAAAAUGGGGAGGUAGACAUGGCAAAAAAGUGUUUUAGUGAUAUGUCUGAGAGAAAUAUAGUUUCUUGGACUGCGAUGAUUGCGUGCUACUCGCAAAAUAAUAGACCUUGGGAGGCCCUUGAACUCUUUCAUGAAAUGGAGAAACAAGGUUUGGUUCCCAUAGAGAGCACUUUGGUUUCUGUGCUCUCUGCUUGUGCUCAAUCUGGUUCUUUGGAUUUUGCUCGACGAAUUCAUGAUUACUAUAUUAAGCAAAAACGGGUUAAAUACAGCGUGAUCUUGGCAAACACAUUAAUAGACAUGUACGGCAAAUGUGGAAGCAUGGAUGUUGCUCGAGAGCUCUUUCACGAAAUGCCAGAAAGAGAUUUGGUCUCUUGGAAUUCAGUAAUCGUAGGAUGUGCUUCUCAUGGGCUCACCGAGAAGGCCCUCGCUCUUUUUGAACAAAUGAAAUGUACGGGAUUCAAGCCCGAUAGCAUCACAUUUGUGGGUGUUUUAUCGGCAUGUGCUCAUGGUGGAUUGGUCAAUCAAGGCUGGGAAUACUUUAGGAGCAUGGAAUUAAAUGGAUUGUUGGCCGAGGUGAUACACUACGCUUGCAUGGUUGAUUUACUUAGUAGAUCUGGGCAUCUGAAAGAAGCUUAUAAUUUUAUAAAACAAAUGCCAAUGGAACCUGAUAAAGCUGUUUGGGGUGCUCUUCUUAAUGGUUGUCGGAUGCACGGAGAUGUUGAGCUGGCCAAGGUCGCCGCUGAGAAACUUAUAGAAUUAGAUCCUCAAGAUAGUGGUAUUUAUGUGCUUCUGGCAAGUCUGUGCGCUAAUGAGAGGAAAUGGGCUGAUGUUAGAAUGGUUAGAACUUUGAUGCGAGCUAAAGGCGUCAAGAAGAGUCCAGGAUAUAGUUUGAUAGAGGUCGAUGGUACUUUUUACGAAUUUGUGGUUGCUGAUGACUCGCACCCCCAAUCUCAGGCAAUAUAUAAAAUGCUCGAUGAGAUUAUGCUCCUCUCUAAAUUGGAAGAGUAUGGUUCUGAUGCGGAACCUGCUGAUGAAUUCUCUUGAGAACAACCAUAACCAAUGCACUGUGAUCCGAACACUAAGUUUGAAAUCCUCUGGUCAGUAACUUGUGAGUUAUCCAUUUAACAACGAAGCUGGUAAAUACUAAGACAUUUCACAGAGCUGGCCUAUGGAGAUUGCUGCUAGUUUAAAGGAGGAAUCGUCCUAAGUUGAGUCGUUGGAAGGAAUCAGAACAUGGAAAGACAAUAUUUCUGCUGUCUACACGAAGAUAAAACACAUGUUUCAGUGCACCAAAGGAGUGGUAGAAAGCUUAAGUUUGGAUUCACUUCUGUGCCUAGUUAGUCUUAUUUGUCUUAAAUCUUCAAACUCAAAACACAACUAUGACACAACAAGAAGGGAGGCCAAGAUACAACCACAUACUACAACGAGAGGUUGACAUUGUGAGAUAUGUGAACUCCUCAUCAAACCUCCAUUCACAAGGUGUUGAAUGACUAAUGCAUUCGUAGUCGGAUCGAAAGGCGACGAAAGUUCCCAUGUUUGUGGAGCAAUUGUACAUGGUGGAAGAAGGGAAGAAUUUCCUGAUUUCGACACUGAUGUUGAAACUUCCCAUUUUAUUCAGAUGCCUAACUUCACCAUCGUCGUCGAAGGAGAAGCAUCGGAUGCUUAGGUAAUUUGUGUGGUUAUUGGUUACGACAACAGUCUUUGUGUCUGGAAAUCCUGCUGCUACAGUUGAGACAUCGAUCGCGAAGAACAACAACAUUGUCAUGAUUGUUGUUGUUGAGGUGAUAGUGGCUAUAAAUGUUGCUCCUUUCAUGGUAUAUAUAUUCCUCCUGAAAUAUCAAAAUGUAAAAGAAGAAUAUUUUAGGAGAAAUAUUUAUGAAUCCUAAAAAUGGAGAGAGAAAGAGAGAUGUUUUUAAAUCUGUUUUGUUGAAUGAUUAAACCUUUCCAUUACUGCUGCAUAUAUAUAUAUAAAAGAAAAAAAAAAGUAAGAGGGAUAGAGUUCUUGUAGGA